AUGGGUGAACUGCCACAGUGUGCGCUGGGCCACAUAUGUCCAAGAUGUCUUCACUGCUGGCAAGCUUUUGGCCUUGGGACUCAUCAUAAUCUUGGGUCUUGUCCAGAUAUGCAAAGGAAUCUACCACGUGCAAUCUUCAUCUCCAUCCCCGUGGUCACCUUCGUUUACGUGUUUGCCAACGUGGCCUACGUCACAGCCAUGAGCCCCCAGGAGCUGCUGGCUUCCAAUGCUGUGGCAGUGACAUUUGGAGAGAAAUUGCUAGGAGUAAUGUCAUGGAUCAUGCCCAUCUCUGUGGCGCUCUCCACCUUCGGGGGGGUCAAUGGCUCCCUCUUCACGUCGUCGCGGCUGUUUUUCGCUGGGGCAAGGGAAGGCCAUCUCCCGCGUCUGCUGGCCAUGAUCCACGUCUCGCGCUGCACUCCGAUCCCAGCCUUGCUGUUUACUUUGAUCUCCACUCUGCUGAUGUUGUGCACCAGUGACAUUUAUACCCUCAUAAACUAUGUGGGUUUCAUCAACUACCUCUUCUAUGGCGUCACUGUUGCCGGGCAGAUUGUGCUGCGCAUCAAAGAGCCUGACAUGCAUCGGCCCAUCAAGGUGAGCCUGUUCUGGCCAGUGAUCUACCUGCUGUUCUGGGCCUUCCUGCUCGUCUUCUCCCUCUACUCUGAGCCUAUUGUCUGUGGCAUUGGUCUGGCCAUCAUGAUGACCGGUGUCCCCGUAUAUUUCCUGGGAGUCUACUGGGAAAACAAGCCACAGUGCUUUGAUAAUACUAUGGGUAAAAUAACUCACCUGUGCCAAAAGUUCUGCAUGGUGGUCUAUCCAGCUGUGGAGGAAAGCCCAGAACCCAGUGGACCUCAACAUAAAGAUAAAGAAGAUGGAAAAAGCUCACAAACAGCUGAUUGAACAUGUGCAUGCACAAAAAUGUGGACGAUGCCUCAUUAGGGGUGGAAAAAAAUAAAUUCUAAGUCUACCAGAAAGAUGAAGAUACACUGAAAUUGUUCAAUUAACACUG
Messenger RNA from Scomber japonicus (chub mackerel), 1006 nucleotides. RefSeq names its product solute carrier family 7 member 8b (gene slc7a8b). NCBI's taxonomy places the organism in Eukaryota, Metazoa, Chordata, Actinopteri, Scombriformes, Scombridae. Gene Ontology annotation, biological process: neutral amino acid transport; amino acid transmembrane transport. Gene Ontology annotation, molecular function: neutral L-amino acid transmembrane transporter activity; L-amino acid transmembrane transporter activity. Gene Ontology annotation, cellular component: membrane. The transcript is spliced from 7 exons. Bases 1 to 897 code for a protein of 298 amino acids. The record is from RefSeq and is a predicted model, not a curated record.